This is a messenger RNA of Anthonomus grandis grandis, 2542 nucleotides long. RefSeq lists its product as uncharacterized. Bases 233 to 2542 code for a protein of 769 amino acids. The transcript is spliced from 3 exons. Lineage: Eukaryota; Metazoa; Arthropoda; Insecta; Coleoptera; Curculionidae. The record is from RefSeq and is a predicted model, not a curated record.
CUGCUUGCGACUGUGGUUCCCUUUAUCAUGCAAAAAAUCAAAUCGUCACAAUUUGGAAUUAAAGUAUGGGAAUGAAUUUGUAAAUAAAAUAUAUAAUGAUGGUGAUCAAUUUUGUGUUUCCUGUUUAAAAAAUAUUUAUAAAGGACAUUACCCUCUAUAUUGGUCUGGAAAUUACAAUGUGGUUUAUCCUGUUCCAGAAGAAUUAAAAGAUUUAACAACCUUAGAAGAAAGAAUGGUCUCAGCCAGAAUACCAUUUAUGCAAAUUAGGGAAGUUGGCUAUGCAAGACAGUGCUAUAUAACUGGUCAAAUUGUUAAUGUACCAGUUAAUGUAGAUACCACUACUAGAAUCCUUCCAAGAAAUUUAGAUGACACACAGACAAUUCAAGUUCAGCUAAAGAAAAAACUUAAUUUCAAAAAUGCUUAUUUGCUUGAAACCAUUAGACCUGCAGUUGUAAUUAAAGCAGCUAAAUAUUUAUGUCAACAACCCCUGUAUGUCCAAGAAGGUAUUCAAGUGUCUGACAAUUGGCAGAAAGACAUAGAAAACUACAUUAGCUCACAACAAAAUCAUAAUGACGAUGAUGAUAUAUUAAUAGAUGCAUUAAUUAGGCAGAUUGAUCUUGAAUCAUUCAAGUGUAGUACAACAAAACAUAUAAAUAAUAUUGCGGUGGAUAAACUAAAUAAUUGUGAAACAAUGGAAGUCGAAAAAUCAAAUAUUGCUGUAAGGUGUAGUAAAAAAGAGGCCAAUAUCUAUCAGUUGGAUGAAUUUCUAGAAGAUGAGGAUGAAGAACCAUUGAAUCCUGGUGGCCAAGAAACUUUAUUAGACAAGAAUAAUCUAGAAAACAUCUGUUUCGCCCCUGGGGAAGGAAAAACUCCAAUCCAUUUAAUGCAGGACAAGUACAGUGAUGAACUCUCCUUUCCAAGUCUAUAUUGUGGAAAAAUGAAACAAUUCUUUAUUAAAUACAGCUACUCAGAUGAAAUUAAAAUACAACUUCAACACAAAGACAGGAGAUUUGCAAGGACAGAUUAUCUUCUAUACACAUUUAAAAAGAGCCAAAUAAUUUUAUUAACAAAAGCUGUGUAUACAUGCCUUAGGAAGAAGAAAAAUGAAAGUGGAAAAUAUACAGCUGGACAAGUCAUACAACCCGAUUUCAUCGAGCAACUUGUAAAAAAUGAUGAUGGCUAUCAUUUUCUUAAUAAAAUAAAAGGUUCUCCGGCAUACUGGAAACAAGAGAAAACAAAACUAAUGUGUAUGAUUCGACAGUUUGGAAUUCCAACAUUAUUCAUAACCAUUUCUGCAGCUGAAACAGCAUGGCCUGAAUUAAUUGUAAUAUUAGCCAAGGUUGUUGAUGGUAAAGAAAUUUCACUUGAAGAAGCUAAUACCCUCUCUUAUUUGGAUAAGACCCGUUUAAUCAGGACCGACCCUAUAACGUGUGCUCGAUAUUUUGACCAUAGAUUUAAGUUGCUAUUUAAACACAUGAAGAGUGAUAGUGGACCAUUUAAACAACACCCAAUAGUGCAUUUUUACUAUCGAGUAGAAUUUCAACAUCGUGGCUCACCCCAUAUCCAUGGAUUACUAUGGUUAGCAGAUGCCCCCAAAUUUGAUGAAACCGCUGAAAGUUUCAAAGAAUGCUGCAAGUUUGCCGACAAGUUCAUCACUUGCCAGGGAGAUCUAGAGAGUGUCAAUGAAAUAAUCCAAUUCAACACUCAUCAUCAUUCAAAGUCUUGCAAGAAAGAUAUAAAGGGAUAUGAGGUCUGCAGAUAUGGUAUCCCCUAUCUUCCUAUGGAUGAAACCACCAUAUUGAUGCCUAUUAAACUGGACAAGAAAAUAGAUACCAAUAAGGAGCUAAGAAAAACCAUGUCCGAAAAAUUGUUGUUAAUAAAAACAAAAUUACAAAAUAAACCUGAUUUGUCCUUCGAAGGAUUUUUAGCAGAUCUCUGUAUGUCAAAAGAAGAAUAUCUAACAAUAAUUCAACACAACAUAUUUAAGACAACAAUGUUCCUAAAGAGAAGACCUAAAGAUUGUUUCAUCAACAACUUCAAUGAAGAAAUAUUUACUAUGAUGAGAAGUAAUAUGGAUAUCCAGCUAGUCUAUGAACCUUACGGUUGUUGUAGCUAUAUAGUCAACUAUAUAAAUAAAUCCCAAAGAGGUGUGUCAGAUUUACUCAUGAGAACAAUGGAAGCGGUUAAAAAAGGCAACCUCGACAUCAAAGGUAAAUUAAAGGCAAUGGCGUCAGUUUUUUUAAAUGCUAGUGAAGUGAGUGCUCAAGAAGCGGCCUAUUGUGUGCUUCAGAUUCCCCUGCAUGAAACGUCCAGUGGAUAUAUUUACAUUCCUACUAACCCAAUAAAGGAAAGAACAAAGCUAUUAAAAUCCUUAGCAGAACUAAAAGAAAUGUCUGCUGAGGACACCAAUAUCUAUUGUGAUGGCUUGAUUGAACAUUAUGAACAGAGACCAGACAAACUUGAAAAUAUUUGCUUGGCAGAAUUGGCCGCCUAUUAUCAAUUCUCCAAGAAGGAAGAACAAUCAAAAAAAAAGUCAUCCUAA